AUGGAUACAAUCAACGUUUUGAUCUCGUCCUUUGCUGGACUGUCGCUGCCUCGUACCCUGUCGCUUCCCGUGCCAGCCGACACAUCCAUCGCAGCCUUCACAUCACUUCUAUCCACCCACCUACCACCCCUCGCCGACAACCUUCUCCUCUCAACCACAACUCGUCGCAUCGACACCACAUCAACCUCCUCACUCAACUCUCUGCUCUCCGACAAUGACUCUCCGACAUUCCUUCCUCUCCACCUCAGUGUACGCCUGCUCGGUGGAAAAGGCGGUUUCGGUUCCCAGCUCCGCGCCGCAGGCGGUCGCAUGUCCUCGCGCAAGAACCGCAAUCGCAAUCCCGAACAAAUAAACGGCAGCAAUCGCAAUCUGGACGGUCGUCGUCUUCGCACAAUCACCGAAGCCAAGAACCUGGCCGAGUACCUGGCGCUGAAACCGGAAAUGGACAAGAAGGAAAAAGAAGAGAGAAGAAGACGCUGGGAAGCUGUUGUGGAAGCUGCAGAGAGGAAGGAGGAAGAGCUGAAGAAGGGCAAUAGGAACGCGAGGCUGGAUGGCGAAUGGGUUGAAGCGAAAGAGGAGGCAGAGCAAAAGACCAGGGUUGCUGUGUUGGCGGCUAUGAAGGCUGGCUUGAUUGAAGGAGACAAACCUGUGCUUGAAAGGACUGGCAGCGAAAGUUCGGUUGCCGAAGGUGAAGGCAGUGAUGCUCAGCCAGAGGCUUCAAGCUCUGCAUCCAGCGACAACAAUGAUGACGUGCAAGCAACCAAGCCUGUCGCGUCUACCACACGCACCUUCCACGGCUGGGACGACGAAGACGACGAAUUCAUGAGCAGCGACGAAGAGGACGAAGACGAACUCGAAGCUGCUCGAGCUGAAUACAAAGGCAAGGGGAAGGCCAAGGCAUGA
Aureobasidium musti is the source of this 903-nucleotide messenger RNA. The record is from the annotation of a GenBank genome assembly. Lineage: Eukaryota; Fungi; Ascomycota; Dothideomycetes; Dothideales; Saccotheciaceae.